Molecule: messenger RNA, 1336 nt
Organism: Ctenocephalides felis (cat flea)
Lineage: Eukaryota; Metazoa; Arthropoda; Insecta; Siphonaptera; Pulicidae
Product: DNA/RNA-binding protein KIN17-like
Exons: 5
Coding region: 170-1336 (388 amino acids)
Biological process (GO): DNA damage response; DNA replication
Cellular component (GO): nucleus
Molecular function (GO): double-stranded DNA binding
Source: RefSeq, a predicted model, not a curated record
CACAUUUUAAUCACAAUUAAUGUCUAGUUUCUAAACCACAAGGAAUAUACUUAUAAAUAUAUUUAUAUAAAUAUAAGGAACUGAAUAAUCUUUGAUAUUUGGUUGUUUGGGUAUUUAUGUUGUACAAUUAAUAUAUCCUUUACCCUAAAGUCUACAUAUAUUAUCAACCAUGGGUAAAGCAGAAGUAGGUACCCCCAAGUACAUAGCCAACAAAAUGAAGGCCAAAGGCCUCCAGAAGCUCCGAUGGUACUGCCAAAUGUGUCAGAAACAAUGCAGAGAUGAAAACGGUUUCAAAUGCCACACAAUGUCCGAAUCCCAUCAAAGACAACUUUUAAUCUUUGCUGAUAACUCACACAUGUACCUAGAUCAAUUUUCAAAAGAAUUCUCUGACGGCUUCUUAGAACUUCUGAGAAGACAAUUUGGAACUAAACGAGUGGCUGCUAAUAAAGUGUAUCAGGAUUAUAUAUCUGAUAGGAAUCAUUUGCACAUGAAUGCUACAAAGUGGUUGACAUUGACGGGGUUUGUCAAGUGGUUGGGGAGGGAAGGACAUUGCGUUGUUGAUGAGACUGAGAAAGGAUGGUUUAUUACGUAUAUUGAUAGGGAUCCGGAGACGAUAGCUAUGCAGGAGGCUUUGGCUAAGAAAGAGAAAAUGGACAAGGAUGACGAAGAUCGUGAAAGAGACUUUUUGGCUAAACAAAUUAAAAGAGGCAAGAAACAAGCAAAAAGCACAGACGAAGUAGUUUAUACUGAAUUAAAAAGAGAUGAAGGAGACAAACUUAGUUUAAAUUUGAAUUUAGCAGAAAAACGCAAAACUGAACCAGUAGAGAUAAAACCUUUAUCAAAAGCAUUAUUGACUACAUCAGAAUUUUCAAGAAAACGGGCAAAAUCAGUUAAAGAUGAACCAUCAAGUUCUAAACGAUUAUCAGCUUUAGAUGAAAUUAUAAAAAUGGAAGAAUCAAGAAAGAAACGGAUACGGAAAGAUCAUUGGCUUGCUGAAGACAUAAUUGUUAAGGUUGUUACUGAAAGUCUUGGAGAGAAAUAUUAUAGAAAAAAAGGUGUUGUUGUGAAACUUAUAGAUAAAUAUUCAGCAAAAGUAAAAAUGCUUGAUACUGCAGAUAGCUUAAAAUUAGAUCAGGCUCAUCUAGAAACAGUAAUUCCAGCGAUAGGAAAGCCAGUUUUAAUUUUAAACGGAGGCUAUGCAGGAAACAAAGCUAUUUUAACUUCACUAAACGAAAGAAAAUUCAGUGUUUCUGUUGAAUUGAUGUCAGGUCCUUUGAAAGGCCGAAAAGUCGAUGAUAUUCCUUAUGAAGACAUUAGUAAGCUCAGUGAUUGUUGA